AUGUCAGAAGUACCAAUUUUCAUAAAAGAUGAUUACGAAAGAUAUUUUCAGAACCAUCAUGUUAAAUCACUUACCUCCUCACGAACUCUCCCCAGUGGAUUUUUUAAUAUAGAUAGAUACAAUGAUGAUAUAAAUUCCACUUCUAGCCAACAUCAAGAGAUCGCACAAGAAAUAUAUAAAGACUAUAAAACAUUAUACAAUCAAUGGUUUUUCGAAUUGACGUGUGGAUUUAAUCUUUUAUUCUAUGGAUUUGGUUCAAAGAUACAUAUAAUGGAAGAUUUUGUAAAAAGCUUACCAUGUGAUAAAUUACAAGUAGUUAUCAAUGGAUUCGUUCCAAAUCUAGAGUUUAAAAAAAUUAUCGAACAAAUAUUUACAGAGCUUUCAUUGAAGAGAAAAAGGUGUGGGUCACUUAAUGAUAAUGCAAGGUUAAUCGUUGAUCACUUGACAUCUUUAGAUGAAAGUUCUAAACAAUUGUUUAUUGUGAUUCACAAUAUUAAUGGUCAAAGCCUUCGAUCCGAGAAAAUUUUAAAUUGUCUUGGAAUACUAGCUCAAUGCCCUAAUAUUUAUGUUGUUGCGUCAGUAGAUCAUGUUAAUUCAACUUUAUUAUUUGAUAGAAAUAGAUCAUUCAUGUUUAAUUGGUUGUGGCAUGACAUUACUACAUUUAGUCCAUACAUUCAAGAAACAAAGUAUGAAAUCAGCUCGAAAAAGAAAUCAACACAAGAAACAGCAACUAACAAACUGACAAAAAAAAUGUUAUCUUCAUUGAGUCAUAAUCAACGUAUUAUAUGGAAAGUUUUGGCAGAGAAUCAAGUUAAAGUAAAUAAAACGAAAACCUUAAAGAUUGAAGAAAGAGGAUUAGAAGAUUCGAUUUAUUUCGAUAAAUGUAGAGGCAAGUUUCUCGUCAGAAAUAAUGACGACUUUAAAGCUGUUUUAAAAAAUUUAAUAAGUAAACUUAUCGUUACAAUUAUAAUUUCCAAUAAUGGCGAUGAAAUUUAUUAUUACAUUCCAAUGGAAAUUAAUGAUAUAGAAGUCAUUUUAAGCGACGAGGAAUUAUUUCCUUAA
Messenger RNA from Entrophospora sp. SA101, 1062 nucleotides. NCBI's taxonomy places the organism in Eukaryota, Fungi, Glomeromycota, Glomeromycetes, Entrophosporales, Entrophosporaceae. The record is from the annotation of a GenBank genome assembly.